Molecule: messenger RNA, 3199 nt
Organism: Vigna angularis (adzuki bean)
Lineage: Eukaryota; Viridiplantae; Streptophyta; Magnoliopsida; Fabales; Fabaceae
Product: probable RNA helicase SDE3
Exons: 5
Coding region: 217-2940 (907 amino acids)
Molecular function (GO): RNA binding; 5'-3' RNA helicase activity
Source: RefSeq, a predicted model, not a curated record
AAAAAGGGAAAGGAGGAGUUUGAUCAUUCCAAAACCCUCUUUCUUCUUUACAAUGCGAUUUUCAUGUCAACCCUUUCACUCUAUUACUGUCUUCACCAUUGUUGUUGUUUCAGAUUGUUCAUUCAUUUACUUGAUCCUUCGUUUUCCAUUUUAUGCUCUUAACCCAUGCAGCUUCAAUUUUAGAGACAACUUUGAGGCGGUGUAGGGCAGUUUCCGAUGAGUACUGCCGGGUGGUCAGAUGAGGAACGCUCUGUCAUUGGAGAUACGGCUGAAAUUGGGUUUCUAGAUUUUGAGGAAGAGAAAUCUGUUUGCAGUUACUUUGAUUAUGAAGGGGUUCCAGUUGUUGUAUCUGCCCCAUUUCCAUUUGUGGAAGGCAAGCCUCAAUCUGUAUUUAUAGGGGACACUGCUGUGGAUUUAAUAACCAUUAGGAAUACUACUGAUGAACCAGUGGACCUGUGGAGUGUUCAUAUUUUUGCCUCAAAUCCUACGGACAGUUUCACUCUCUCUCUUACAGAACCUCUACCGGAAAAUUCAAAUGCAGAAGGAGAACAGAGCUGCUUAGAAUCUUUCUCUUUGGAGGACAGGGUGCUUCAACCUCGUGAAAACUUGAAAGUAUGGCUGUCUUGCAAGACAAAAGAAAUUGGCAUGUGUUCAUCAGUCAUAUAUUUUGAUGCUGGAGAUGAAAAAAUUGAAAGGGUGGUUUUCCUCUUAGUUGAAGACAAAAUCUCCAAGUCUUUGGCUUCUAAGAGGCCCUAUUCAAGAGCAAAGAAAAAGGACAAAUUUGUUGUGGAUAAUUAUGUUCCAGGUUCACGUCCUGCAGGGAAGCCAACUCGAAGAUACAUAAAUAGGCUUCCGAAAUAUCACAUUCCCAGGGACAUGAGAGAGUUGCUUGAGAAUAAUCAGAUCCCUCAAGUUGUUGAAGAAGGUCUUACUAGAAGGACUUAUUCAUCUUAUUUCAAAACAUUAAUAAUAAUGGAAGAGAUCCAGUUGGAGGAAGACAUGAGGAUUUAUGAUAUGGAAUCUAUAUCGAUGAGAAAGAGGAACAAUCGAUUUUUGUCUAUGGAGGUUCCUGGGCUUGCUGAGAGAAGACCAUCUCUGGUUCAUGGGGAUUAUAUAUUUGUUAAGCUCGCAUAUGAUAAUAGCAACAGACAGCCUUAUCAGGGCUUUAUCCACCGAGUUGAAGCUGAUGAAAUUUAUUUGAAGUUUGAUCCUGAAUUUCACUUUUACCACAAGGACGAAAAUACAUAUGAUGUUCACUUCACCUAUAACAGGAUCAAUAUGAGAAGGCUAUAUCAAGCAGCUGAGGCAGCAGAAAACUUGGGUACCGACAUCCUCUUUCCAUCUACAUCAAUAAAGAGACACAUUAAAACUGCUGCUCUAGUACCCAUAUCUGGUACUUUUAACGAGGAGCAAAUUUGUUCAAUCAAAAUGAUUCUUGGUUGCAAAGGUGCACCACCUUAUUUGAUUCAUGGACCCCCUGGUACGGGAAAGACAAGGACAAUAGUAGAAGCAAUCCUGCAGCUCUACAAAUAUCACAAGAAUGCUCGGAUUCUUGUGUGUGCACCCUCAAAUAGUGCAGCAGACUACAUACUGGAGAGACUCCUUACUCAACAGGACAUUGAGUUGCGAGAAAAUGAAAUAUUCAGGCUCAAUGCAUCUACUAGGCCAUACGAAGAUGUUAAACCUGAAAUUAUCCGCUUCUGCUUCUUUGAUGAUAUGGUAUUUAAGUGUCCCCCAGUGAACGCCCUCAGUUAUUAUAAGAUCAUAAUAUCCACAUAUAUGAGUGCGUCUCUUCUUUAUGCUGAAGAUCUUGCCCGUGGUCACUUUUCCCAUAUUUUUUUGGACGAGGCUGGCCAAGCUUCUGAACCUGAAACCUUGAUCCCUGUAUCCCACCUCUGCACAAUGAAAACUGUUGUUGUUCUGGCUGGAGACCAAUUGCAAUUGGGUCCAGUAAUAUAUUCCAAGAAAGCAGAUGAGUUUGGUUUGGGGGUUUCAUAUAUGGAACGAUUGUCUCAACUCCAGCUAUAUGCCAGUGGAGAUACUAACUAUGUAACACGAUUGAUUCGGAACUAUCGAUGUCACCCAGCAAUAUUGCAUCUUCCUUCAAAGUUGUUCUAUUAUGGGGAAUUGCUUGCUUGUAGAGAUUCCACAACUUUCCUGACGAUGGGGGAGUUGCUACCUAAUAAGGAAUUUCCUAUUCUUUUCUAUGGCAUCCAAGGAUGCGAUGAAAGAGAAGGAAAUAACCCAUCGUGGUUUAACCGCAUUGAAGUCAGUAAGGUUAUAGAACUUGUCAGUAGACUGAUUGCAGGAGGGAACAUAAAGGAGAAAAACAUUGGCAUAAUAACUCCAUAUAGGCAACAAGUGUCAAAAAUAAAACAGACACUUGAAAAUCUAGAUAUGCCUGACAUCAAAGUGGGUAGUGUCGAGCAAUUCCAAGGACAAGAGAUGGAGGUUAUUAUCAUAUCAACAGUUCGAUCAACUAUCAAACAUAACGAGUUUGACAGAGUCCACUGUCUUGGCUUUUUGAGCAAUUAUAGAAGGUUUAACGUGGCUAUAACUCGUGCUAUAUCAUUGCUGGUUAUAAUUGGGAAUCCGCAUAUAAUCUGCAAGGAUGACUAUUGGAGCCAAAUGUUGUGGUACUGUGUGGACAAUUCAUCUUACCAGGGUUGUUCUCUUCCUGAGAGGGUGGAACCUUAUGACGAUGAAGACGCUGAAGAGAACCCAUACUCGACUGAAGAUAAUGCGUGGCCCUCAAAUAACGCAGAAUGGGGUCAAGAUUCAUCAAACAAUGCAGAAUGGGGUCAAGAUUCAUCAAACAAUGCAGAAUGCGGUCAAGAUUCAUCAAACAAUGCAGAAUGGGGCCAAGAUUCUUCCCAGAUAGGGCUCCCUAAACCUGUUACCAAUGAAGCUGAGUGGUCUGAUGGCUGGAGAAGUAAUUAAUCCAGCACGUCGGACUACUUGGACUUUAUAUUUUAAUGUCUAUAUUCCAUUUUUUUCUGUUUAUAUUCCUUACGUUCUGUUAGAUACCAGAUUCUGAAUUCCCCCUGGUUUUGUGCAAGUUCAGCUUUUAGGUGAUGCUGCUGGAACUUGGUUUUCUCAAUGACUUUAUCACCAGAAAAGGGUUUCUGCGAUCUUAAUCUGGUGUUUGGCCGACACUGGAUAAAGAAAAUGAAAUAAUAAAGGGUUUUUUUUGGAUGAA